ACUCUCCGCCAAAUACAAAUAUACAAUCGUUCAUUAUAAUAUAUCUGAUUACAUGUGGAAACUCGUCAAGAACUAUUACUGCACGUGUAAUAUCCUAACUCACUCUUUCACGUAAACGCGCGCGCGCGCACACAAACGCACAACACUGCAGCACUUCCUUAAUUCACGUUUCCUGAUCAUUGACCGCAAACGCGCGCGCACACGCACACACGCGCGCAGAAGUCUCACUCGGAGAUCUGUGGCAGUGUUGAGUGUUUAGCUGUGCUUGAGAUGAGUUUGACACCCAUUCUUGAAGAAACGUUAAUCAAACGUUCACAGCAGAAGAAACGAACAUCUCCACUCAACUAUAAAGAAAGAGUGUUUGUGCUCACCAAGAGCAAACUCACAUAUUAUGAGCUCAGAUCAGAGAAGAGGUUUAGGAAAGGCUCAGUGGAGCUGAACCGAAUCAAGUGCGUUGAGAUUGUUAGAAACAGCACGACUAUCAUUCCCUGUCAAAACAAAUAUCCAUUCCAGGUUGUUCACGAUUCAACUACAUUAUAUAUUUUUGCUCCCAGUAACGAGAGCAGAAGUGUUUGGGUCCAGAGCAUCAAAGAAGAGAUUAGGGAUAAUGCUCAGAUAGCAGCAAAGUUUCACCCUCAGUUCUGGCAGGAGGGCGAGUGGUUGUGUUGCGGGCAGGUGGAUAAACUCGCUCCAGGCUGCGAAAGCUACAACUUAUUUGGGGACGUUUCACGUAAACCACUGCCUCCAGUUCCUGGAGAUGAGACUACGGUCCGUCGACCCCCUCCUCCCCCCCCACCCACAGAGGAAACCACACAGACAGAGGCGGGCUCUCGAGAGGAAGUGGUAAUUUCGCUGUAUGACUUUCAGGGGUCGGAACCUCACGAUUUAUCAUUGAAGACGGGAGAAGAAUAUGUCAUAUUGGAGAAGAGCGAUUUGAACUGGUAUAAGGCCCGAAACAAAUUGGGAGAGGAGGGCUACAUCCCAAGUAACUAUGUGACUGAAAAGAAAUCCGACACACUGGAGCAGUUUGUAUGGUUUUGUAAAAAUGUCAACCGCAACAAAGCUGAGGAGCAGCUCAGAAAAGAGGGGAAAGAUGGAGGGUUUAUGGUUCGAGUGUCCAGCACAGGGACCUACACAGUAUCGUUGUUCACCAAGAGCACAGGGGAUGGAUCAGUCAGGCAUUAUCAGAUUAAAGAAACACAAACACCAACAAAACAGUUUUAUCUAGCUGAAAAAUAUGUGUUCAGCAGCAUUCCUGAACUUAUCGAGUACCACAAUUAUAACGCAGCAGGUCUUGUUUGCAGGCUCCGUCAUGCAGUAGGUGAUCAGAGAAGGGAGGUUCCUACAACAGCAGGAUUCAGUUAUGAUAAAUGGGAGAUCAAUCCGUCUGAACUGACCUUCAUGAAAGAAGUUGGCAGCGGUCAGUUUGGAGUGGUCAGACUGGGCAAAUGGAGAGCGCAGCAUAAAGUGGCCAUUAAAACCAUCAGAGAAGGAGCCAUGAGUGAAGACGACUUUAUAGAAGAAGCCAAGAUCAUGACAAAUUUAUCUCAUCAUAACUUGGUGCAGUUGUAUGGAGUCUGUACACAGCAGAAGCCCAUUUACUUGGUGACGGAGUUCAUGGAGUUGGGCUGCUUACUCAAUUACCUUCGCCAGAGAAGAGAAUCGCUCACCUCGCUGGACCUGCUGAGCAUCUGUCAUGAUGUUAGCCUGGGAAUGACACAUCUGGAGCAGCGUAGUUUUAUUCACAGAGACUUGGCUGCCAGAAACUGCCUGGUUAACAGCUCUUUAGUGGUUAAAGUCGCAGAUUUUGGGAUGGCCAGGUAUGUUUUAGAUGACCAGUACACCAGUUCUUCAGGAGCUAAGUUUCCAGUCAAGUGGUCUCCUCCUGAGGUCUUCAACUUCUGCAGAUACAGCAGCAAGUCUGACGUCUGGUCGUUUGGCGUGCUGAUGUGGGAAGUUUUUACCCGAGGCAAAAUGCCGUUCGAACACAAUGCCAACCACGAGGUGGUGAUGAUGGUCACACAGGGACAUCGACUGUAUCGGCCUAAAAAAACUUCGCCUCACAUCUACGGCAUCAUGCAGAUGUGCUGGAAGGAGAGAUCCGAUGAGCGUCCGACGUUCUCGCAGAUUUCGGUAAUGAUCGCUGAAGAGUUGGAGGCUGAUGGAUCUGCCUGAUCACUUGACCUCAUAAACGUUUGAAAUCUGUGGAUUACAGACAUGAACCCUUCAUCUUAACUGUUCCUGAAACAGUUUCUGACAUUUGUUUACAGCCAGUCUGUUGUUACAGUCAGUGUUAGUGAUAAGCAUCAUCUUAAUGCUGAUUAUUAAUGACAAACCAGGAUCAAUGUCCAAUAAAUUUCACAUUUUUACAAGA
This is a messenger RNA of Misgurnus anguillicaudatus (oriental weatherfish), 2374 nucleotides long. RefSeq names its product tec protein tyrosine kinase (gene tec). Lineage: Eukaryota; Metazoa; Chordata; Actinopteri; Cypriniformes; Cobitidae. Gene Ontology annotation, molecular function: protein binding; protein tyrosine kinase activity; ATP binding. Gene Ontology annotation, biological process: protein phosphorylation; intracellular signal transduction. The record is from RefSeq and is a predicted model, not a curated record.